UGAUUGUGUGCGACUGUGCGUGUAAAAUAAAAUUUUCAGUUGCUCCCGUGUAUGAAGUGAAAAGUUGUGUGUCUCUCGCGUUUUUUUUUUUGUAAUAGUUCUUUUCCAAUUUCAAUUCAAUUUUCUGCUGAAAAAUAUACAUAAAUUAUUAAUAAUAAUUAUGCUAAACAUCAGUUAAAAUUGUGUGCAAGUGUUAUCAAGUGUUUUUAAGUGAAAAAUUCUUUAAAACAAAUUGCCUCAAAGAGGAUUGAAAAUUCUACUCAAAAAAAAAAUAUAGAAUAGAAAAAAAAAAAACUAACACAAUGGGUAAACAAAAAAUUUACUGUGCUAAGUGUGAGAAAAAGUGUUCGGGUGAAGUUCUGCGAGUUGCUGAUAAACAUUUUCAUAAAACUUGUUUUCAAUGUUGUCAGUGUAAAAAAUCUUUAGCCACUGGAGGCUUCUUCACCAAGGAUGGUGCAUACUUUUGCAUUCCCGAUUAUCAAAAGAUGUAUGGAACCAAAUGUGGCGCUUGUAAGCAAUAUGUCGAAGGUGAAGUUGUCUCAACUAUGGGCAAUACCUAUCAUCAAAAGUGUUUUACAUGUAGCAAGUGUAAAAAGCCUUUCCAAUCUGGAAGCAAGGUAACUAACACUGGCAAGGAGGUGCUUUGUGAAAGCUGUGUCAGUCCGGCAUCACCACAAAAGCAGCAGCAAAUUGCCCAGCAACAACAACAACAAUCAUCACCAAAGAGGGAAGCUGCAACGACUCCAACUAGUCCCACAAGAGCAACUGCCCAUCAGCAAAACACUGGUGCUGUUCUAUCAGACAAGGCUAGCAUCAAAGAAGACUACGACCCCAACGACUGUGCUGGGUGUGGUGAACUUUUGAAAGAGGGUCAAGCCCUCGUCGCUUUGGAACGUCAAUGGCAUGUAUGGUGCUUCCGUUGCAAGUCCUGCAACGCAGUCCUUAACGGAGAGUACAUGGGCAAAGAUGGUGUACCCUAUUGCGAAAAGUGCUAUCAAAAGUCGUUUGGUGUAAAAUGUGCAUACUGCCAACGUUUUAUUAGUGGAAAGGUCUUGCAAGCUGGCGACAAUCAUCACUUCCACCCAACUUGUGCUCGCUGCACAAAGUGUGGCGAUCCGUUUGGCGAUGGUGAGGAAAUGUACUUGCAAGGUAGUGCAAUUUGGCAUCCUCGCUGCGGCCCAGGACCCUCAGAGUCCGGUAUUAUACUGAACGGUGGAACUAAUGGCAAUUUUACAGACACUGAGUGCGAUCGCAUCAGCACCAGUGCCCUAAGUGAGAUGUUUUUGCGUUCGAGAACACCGAGUAUUAAUGGUUCUGUAUACUCUUCUAGCCGAAAGCACUAUCGUACAGUUAGUCCCGGUUUGAUUCUGAGAGAGUAUGGUCGGUCAGGAUGCGAUGAUAUUUCACGCAUCUACACUUAUAGUUACUUGACCGAUCAACCGCAUUAUUUGCGUAAACCAAUUGAUCCGUAUGACAAGACCCCAUUGUCGCCACACUUUCAUCGACCUUCAUCGUAUACUAGUUCUGGCAGUCGGCCACCAUCACGACCACACUCACGCAAUCGCAGUGCUAUGAAAGUGCUAGUCGAUACAAUGCGUUCGGAGACACCACGUCCCAAAAGCCCAGGCAUGAAUAAUGAAGAACCAAUCGAAUUGUCACAUUAUCCGGCUGCCAAGAAGCCACCACCAGGUGAGAAGCCAAAAAUUGAACGUGAUGAUUUUCCAGCACCACCAUAUCCAUACACGGAUCCAGAAAGAAGACGUAGAUAUUCAGAUUCUUAUAAGGGUGUACCAGCAUCGGAUGAUGAUGAUGAGGUUGAUAAUGCGAAAAAUGGUGAAGCUCAUGAAGAAGCACGUUUAAGAAGAGAAGCAGAAGAAUUGGAAAAACUUAAAUCUGGAAUUGGUUCAGUUAUUGCAAAAGAUUUAAAAGAACAUGCUAAAUAUAGAAAAUGGAAGCAAAAUAAUUUAGAUCCAAGAAAUGCUUCGCGCACACCCUCAGCAUCGAAGGAGCCUGUCUAUAAACUAAGGUACGAAUCCCCAGUUGGUGCUUCACCUUCACGAAAUCUGGAUCAUCAGAAACCGUUCUACGAAGACGAAUUGUUCGAUCGUUCAACCAGCUACAGAGGUUCAGUUGGUAAAUCAAUUGGCAACGCUCCAAGCUACAACGUGGUGAGUUCGCUUCGUCAUGUUCCUAAACCCGGAUACGGCUUGGCUCCUCGCUCUCAUACUUUCAGUUCUGCUACAACUACAGGUUCUGCUGCACAAGUUGCAACUGAUUUUUCAUUUGGAGGCUUGGGAGAUAAAACACACAGUACGGAAUUUAGCUGUGGAAAAUCAGAAGCUUCAGUUGAUUCAAUUACUGAAGGGGACAGAAGGGCAUUGAUGGGAGGUGACUUGCCAGCAUCAAGCACAUAUUCCGGUGCAUUGUCUUAUCACUAUCCACAAGCUGGACUUAUAAGGAGGAGCCUUCCAAAUAUGGCACACUCAAUGCUUGUGCACGAGCCAGCUAAGAUAUAUCCGUAUCACUUGCUUAUUAUAUCAAACUAUCGUUUGCCAACAGAUGUUGAUCGCUGCAACUUAGAGCGACAUUUAUCCGAUGUUGAAUUUGAACACAUUUUGCAAUGCAAUAGAUCGGAGUUUUAUCGACUACCACAAUGGAGGCGAAAUGAAAUCAAAAGACGCGCAAAACUUUUCUAAACAAAAAAAAAACACAAUCAUUUGUGUGUUUUGCUAAUUUUUCAGCUUAAAAACAAAACAACCAACCUCUAAUUACAAGCUAAAAGAAGUUAGUUUCUUUAAAAAAACAAAAA
Molecule: messenger RNA, 2809 nt
Organism: Episyrphus balteatus (marmalade hoverfly)
Lineage: Eukaryota; Metazoa; Arthropoda; Insecta; Diptera; Syrphidae
Gene: Unc-115a
Product: actin-binding LIM protein 2
Exons: 12
Coding region: 303-2696 (797 amino acids)
Biological process (GO): cytoskeleton organization; lamellipodium assembly
Cellular component (GO): actin cytoskeleton
Molecular function (GO): actin filament binding
Source: RefSeq, a predicted model, not a curated record